AUGCUGCUCGGCACCUGGGUCAUCAUACAGACCUACUUCGACCGCAGCUGGAAAACCGUCAGCCUGCGCAGCUGGCUAGGUGAGGGGCCGGCCCGGCGGGGAUGGACCCAGGCGCCCCGACACGAGUGCGGCAACCGCAAGAGCUGUCCCAGCGACCACUUCGCCUUCAGGCUCAUCAGCGGCGCCGCCAACCUGGUGGGACCCUCCAUCUGCUUCAACGACCAGAUCCUCAUGAGCAACGUGAAGAACAACAUCGGCCGCGGCCUCAACAUCGCGCUGGUGAACGGGUCGACGGGACAGUUGCUGAAAACAGGCACGUUCGACAUGUACUCGGGAGACAUUAAGCUGCUGGAGACCUUCCUGACAGAAAUCAAAACUGGUACCAUUGUGCUGACGGCCACCUUCGAUGAUCCCGCCACAAAGAUGACCGACACAGUCCGGACGCUUUUUACAGAGCUGGGCAGCAGCUUCGUGGGCAACCUGGGCUUCCGCGACAACUGGGUUUUCCUGGGAGCCAAAGGGCUGAGUGCGAAGAGCCCCUUCGAGGAGCACAUCAAGAACAACAAGGAGACCAACAAAUACGACGGCUGGCCCGAGCUGCUGGAGCUGGAAGGCUGCGCCCCGCGCAAGGUGGACUAG
Molecule: messenger RNA, 639 nt
Organism: Tinamus guttatus (white-throated tinamou)
Lineage: Eukaryota; Metazoa; Chordata; Aves; Tinamiformes; Tinamidae
Source: RefSeq, a predicted model, not a curated record